This is a messenger RNA of Cygnus atratus (black swan), 816 nucleotides long. RefSeq names its product keratinocyte associated protein 3 (gene KRTCAP3). NCBI's taxonomy places the organism in Eukaryota, Metazoa, Chordata, Aves, Anseriformes, Anatidae. The transcript is spliced from 6 exons. The record is from RefSeq and is a predicted model, not a curated record. The coding region runs from base 1 to 681 and encodes 226 amino acids.
AUGGCUGGCGGGCGCGCGGGGUGGCGGGGGCCGGCGGCGCUGGCGGAGCCGCGGCGGCUGAUGCGCGCAGGGCUGGGUCUUAUCGUGCUUGGCCACGGCAGCCUGGUGCUGGGUGCCAUCGUGCACGGCUCCGUCCUGCGGCAUGUGGCCCGCGCCAGCCGCGCUGUCACCCCUGAGUAUGCGGUGGCCAACGUCGUGUCCGUGGUCUCCGGGUUGCUGAGCAUCACUGCGGGCAUUGUUGCCAUCCUGGUGUCGCACAACCUGUCCCGGGCAGCCCUGCAUUGGACCUUACUGAGUGUGUCCCUGUUGAACUGCCUGCUGUCCACAGCAUGCAGCGUGGGCCUGGCGCUAGCCAUCUCCCUCACAGUUCACAGCCGUGGCAUGCGCCUUGUCACAGGCUGCAACAGCUCUGCACUGCCGGCUGACGCCCGUGCAGCCAUAGCGACCAACGACUGUCCCUUCAACACCACCCGCAUCUAUGACACAGCCCUGGCGCUCUGGUUCCCCUCCAUGGUGCUGGUGGCUGCAGAAGCUGUGCUAUCUGGCAGGUGUUGUUUGGUGGCCCUGAUCCUACAGGGCAUCGGCCCCUGUGGACGCACCUAUGGCAAAGACCAGCUGGUCAAGCCAGGUACACUGAAGGAGGGGCAACGCCUGUUUGGGGUGGCUGAGACUUGUGCCUAGUGGGAGGUGGCGCUGCAUGAGUGCUCUGAUACAGUGGGGGGUGAAGCUGUACCCUGCACCUGCCACAGGUGUAGGCAUGGGUAGGGUGGGCUGCGGGAAGAGAUAUGCUCACCCGUGUCCCUUCUGCCCCACCCC